AGAGGCCAUCUUGCUUUCAUUUUCACUUGUCUGACAUUUGUUUCUAUUUAAUAAAAGCGUUUACCAAUCUGUCUGAAUACUACUGUGUAGGAAGAAGGGUAACAGAAAGACGAAAAUGCGUUCUCGUUGACCCUCUUAAGAGGAUCUGUCUGCCCACUUAGGCCAAGGUGGAAGACAAUCAUGAAGCGGUAAUGGCAAGGGCCAAGUUAAAAACAUACGUGACCGCGGCCGGAUUUUUGCUGGUCGUAUUCAUCAUUACCACUAUCUUGAAGUCGCUGCAGCCAGAGGGCUCUGCGUUAGGGAGUCCGUUUGCUCUUGGGCUUUUCCCGCAUCUCAGGAAGACUGAAAAAAGUGAUACUCAUCUGCACGUUCCGGAGCAUAUUGUGACUACUAGAACAGCCCCAGCAGAAGGGGAGAGACGCCCUGAGGAGAGAGCCAUGAGUCUGCAAGUGGCACACAAGGACUUUCCGGCACCCAAUUACAACCUGCAUGCAUUCUACUACUCAUGGUAUGGCAACCCGCAGUUUGACGGCAAGUACAUCCACUGGGACCACCCCGUUUUGCCUCACUGGGACUCCAAAGUGGACUCGCGGUACCCCAAAGAAAGGCACAGCCCCCCGGAGGACAUCGGGGCCAACUUUUAUCCUGCACUUGGAGCCUAUAGUUCCAGGGAUCCAUCAGUCGUUGAAGCCCACAUGCAGCAGCUUCGGACGGCAGCUGUCGGUGUCAUAGCCCUUUCCUGGUAUCCACCCAAUACAAAGGAUGACAAUGGUGAGCCUACUGAUGACAUCACCCCCCUGGUUUUGGACGUGGCUCAUAAGUACCAAAUGAAGCCAGGAGCUGUGCAUCACAGGGUUGCUUUCCAUAUAGAGCCAUACAAAGGAAGGGAUGAGCAAAGCAUGUUCAGCAAUGUCAAGUACAUUAUCGAGAGGUAUGGGGGCCAUCCUGCCUUCUUUCGCUACAAGUCUACUGAUGGAGUGACUCGUCCCCUGUUCUACGUGUAUGACUCGUAUCUGCUAGGUCCAGAAAAAUGGGCAAACCUUUUAAAGCGCAACGGUCACCAUAGCAUAAGGAACACGCCGUUCGACGGCCUCUUUAUAGCUCUGCUGGUCGAGGAAAACCACAAGAGCGACAUUCUGGCGUCCGGCUUUGACGGGAUCUACACCUACUUCGCCACCAACGGUUUCACCUACGGCUCAUCGCACCGCAACUGGAAGCCCAUCAAAAGCUUCUGCGACAGGAACAGCUUGCUCUUCAUACCCAGUGUCGGCCCGGGCUACGUGGACACCAGCAUCAGACCGUGGAACUCGCAGAACAUGCGGAACCGCAUCAACGGGAAGUACUACGAGACCUCAUUUGAUGCUGCAGUGGAGGCCCGGCCGGACAUCGUGUCCAUAACCUCCUUCAACGAGUGGCACGAAGGGACCCAGAUUGAGAAUGCUGUACCCAAAACAUCCGGCAAAACUGUUUACCAAGACUACCUGCCUCACAAAUCUGACGUGUACUUGGAGAUCACCCGCAAGUGGAGUGAAAUUUUUGUUAAAGAAAGAAAGAAAUGGCUAGUCUGACAGAAAGCACAUGGCGUCAAGUAAAGAAAAUCAGUCCAGCUAUUUUGGAGUGAGAGUCUUUGGCAAACAAUUUCUUUUUUUUAUUUUAUUUUACUUUACAGUUUCAUCCAAUGUGACUUACAGUAGAGUGAACGAUUUUUUUUUUUCCUCUGUGCUCCCUGAGAUUUGAACCUACAUCCUUUGUGUUGGCUUGUUGAGCUAUAGGGUUUCAUGAACUAAUCGCACCUUAGAGAUGUAAGAGAACACCAUUGGUUGGUGUUUAGGCUGUGGGAGGAAGCUACAUGCUAGAAUCAUUCCUUCCAGGUGUGCAGGAUAAAUGCUAUUGGCCGAGCUCACCUGUCACUCAAAAUGAGAGGCGUAAAUGAGACCUGCAGACUGAUGACGUUGAGUGUCACAUGCUUUGUAAAUCUGUGUUAUGCUCUUUACAUAGAUCUCCGUAUCUAAAAUGAUCAAGCAUAGGGGUGUGUCCAGCCUGUGCCCCUUCCCGCGGUAUACGAGAGGACAGUUAAGAUGAGCGAUUCUUAACCCACGGGUCGCGGCAAGUACUAAAAGGGUCACGAGGCAAGGCUGGAAAUGGAAGCAUUUUAAAACCAGCAAGCUUUUAUGCUGAUUCAUGAUCAGAUUUCCCAGCCUAGAAUUAACCUGUAUAAAUGGGUCUUGGGUCUGCAAAUGCUUAGCGCCAAACUAGUGAACCCUCAACCAAUCCAAGAAGCCGAACCGCAGAUGCUUAAUUUAAAAUUCGCUGGCACAUCCGAUCAGAUUUGCGCGAUAGGCAUUCAUUGGAGUAAAUUGCAGAGUGCACUGUGUGCUUGAUAAUAGCGUUAAUUUAAAGCUAUACUUAAUACAGGGUCAUGACUGAGCAGCCAUGGAAAAAAUUAGGUCACGGUGCAAAAAAGGUUGAGAACCACUGGUUUAGAGAAUGCCAUUCUCCCUAAUCACAGGUUUGUGGACUGUGGGAGGAAACCUGCACCAAUGUGGAGAAUGUGCAGACUCAGAGGCAACAAAAACCCUUAUGGAUUCUCUCUAAGCAUCUGACCAUUAGUGGCUGGAACCUGGUGCCACGGCAACAGCGGGACACAGACUUUUUACAUUCCGGAACCACGACGCGAUGGUCAGCCUUCCGAAGUCAUGUCUGCAUGCUGACAGCUCUCGUUCUGCACAGAUCGUAUUGUGUUUCAGGUAAAAUGUGUUAUUUAAUAAAAUGAAAUCUAAUAAAAUCCCAAAAAAAGUUCUUUUGAAAA
Molecule: messenger RNA, 2809 nt
Organism: Brienomyrus brachyistius
Lineage: Eukaryota; Metazoa; Chordata; Actinopteri; Osteoglossiformes; Mormyridae
Gene: manea
Product: mannosidase, endo-alpha
Exons: 7
Coding region: 192-1568 (458 amino acids)
Cellular component (GO): Golgi apparatus
Molecular function (GO): alpha-mannosidase activity
Source: RefSeq, a predicted model, not a curated record